This is a messenger RNA of Apodemus sylvaticus (European woodmouse), 3641 nucleotides long. It is a transcript of the gene Tkt, whose product is annotated as transketolase. The transcript has 14 exons. NCBI's taxonomy places the organism in Eukaryota, Metazoa, Chordata, Mammalia, Rodentia, Muridae. Gene Ontology annotation, molecular function: thiamine pyrophosphate binding; transketolase activity. The coding region runs from base 108 to 1979 and encodes 623 amino acids. The record is from RefSeq and is a predicted model, not a curated record. Gene Ontology annotation, cellular component: extracellular exosome; endoplasmic reticulum membrane. Gene Ontology annotation, biological process: ribose phosphate biosynthetic process; pentose-phosphate shunt, non-oxidative branch.
ACGCGCCCGCCCGCAGCACCCGGCCUCGGUCACUGCCGGUCGCUUCCUGAGCCACCGCUGGCUCUGUGUCUCUUUUCUCAGCGUCCUCGUCCUCGCCCGCCCGCAACAUGGAAGGUUACCACAAGCCAGAUCAGCAGAAGCUCCAGGCCCUGAAGGACACAGCCAAUCGCCUGCGCAUCAGCUCUAUCCAGGCCACCACCGCAGCAGGCUCGGGCCACCCCACAUCAUGCUGCAGCGCUGCCGAGAUCAUGUCUGUCCUGUUUUUCCAUACCAUGCGCUACAAGGCCCUGGAUCCCCGGAACCCUCACAAUGAUCGCUUUGUGCUCUCCAAGGGCCACGCAGCUCCCAUCUUAUACGCAGUCUGGGCUGAAGCUGGCUUCCUGCCUGAGGCGGAGCUGCUGAACCUGAGGAAGAUCAGCUCUGACUUGGAUGGGCAUCCUGUCCCGAAACAAGCCUUCACGGAUGUGGCCACUGGUUCCCUGGGCCAGGGUCUGGGAGCUGCUUGUGGGAUGGCAUACACAGGCAAAUACUUCGACAAAGCCAGCUACCGAGUCUAUUGCAUGCUGGGAGACGGGGAGGUGUCCGAGGGCUCCGUCUGGGAGGCCAUGGCCUUCGCUGGGAUUUACAAGCUGGACAACCUCGUUGCCAUUUUUGACAUCAACCGGCUGGGCCAGAGCGACCCAGCCCCGCUGCAGCACCAGGUGGACAUUUACCAGAAGCGCUGUGAGGCCUUUGGCUGGCACGCUAUCAUCGUGGACGGGCACAGCGUGGAGGAGCUGUGCAAGGCCUUUGGUCAGGCCAAGCACCAACCAACAGCCAUCAUCGCCAAGACCUUCAAGGGCCGCGGGAUCUCAGGGAUCGAAGACAAGGAGGCGUGGCACGGGAAGCCCCUCCCUAAGAACAUGGCUGAGCAGAUCAUCCAGGAGAUUUACAGCCAGGUUCAGAGCAAAAAGAAGAUCCUGGCCACGCCCCCUCAGGAGGACGCCCCUUCUGUGGACAUUGCCAACAUCCGGAUGCCCACCCCGCCCAGCUAUAAAGUGGGGGACAAGAUAGCCACCCGGAAGGCCUACGGACUGGCCCUCGCCAAGCUGGGCCACGCCAGUGACCGCAUCAUCGCCCUGGAUGGAGACACCAAAAAUUCCACCUUCUCGGAGCUCUUCAAAAAGGAACACCCAGACCGCUUCAUUGAGUGCUACAUUGCUGAGCAGAACAUGGUGAGCAUUGCUGUGGGCUGUGCCACCCGCGACAGGACAGUACCCUUCUGCAGCACCUUCGCGGCCUUCUUCACACGGGCCUUCGACCAGAUUCGCAUGGCCGCCAUCUCUGAGAGCAACAUCAACCUCUGUGGCUCCCACUGUGGUGUGUCCAUCGGGGAAGACGGGCCCUCUCAGAUGGCCCUGGAAGACCUGGCCAUGUUUCGGUCAGUCCCUAUGUCUACCGUCUUUUACCCAAGUGAUGGAGUUGCGACAGAGAAGGCAGUGGAAUUAGCAGCCAAUACAAAGGGCAUCUGCUUCAUCCGGACCAGCCGCCCAGAAAAUGCCAUUAUCUAUAGCAACAACGAGGAUUUCCAGGUUGGCCAAGCCAAGGUGGUCCUGAAGAGCAAGGAUGAUCAGGUGACAGUGAUCGGGGCUGGUGUAACUCUGCACGAGGCCUUGGCUGCUGCCGAGAUGCUGAAGAAAGAGAAGAUCAGCAUCCGUGUGCUGGACCCCUUCACCAUCAAGCCCCUGGACAGGAAGCUCAUUCUUGACUCUGCUAGAGCCACCAAAGGCAGGAUCCUCACUGUGGAGGACCACUACUACGAAGGUGGCAUAGGAGAGGCAGUGUCUGCCGCCGUAGUGGGCGAACCCGGAGUCACCGUCACUCGCCUGGCUGUCAGCCAAGUACCACGAAGCGGGAAGCCAGCCGAGCUGCUGAAGAUGUUUGGUAUUGACAAGGACGCCAUUGUACAAGCUGUGAAGGGCCUUGUCACCAAGGGCUAAGGAGGGCAUGGGAUGCCGGGUGGGUGACCUACACAUUCCGCAAAGGCUCUGGCAAAGGUGCUCAGAGGUGUACUGGGUAGAGAGGUAAAUAUAUGUUUUGAGAAAAAAAAAAAUUAAUCCUCAGACUUUUUCUUUGCUGUGCCAGUUUGGGAAGGGGACUGGGAAAGGGAGGAAGAGAGCUGGCUCUCUAGGCUUGGGUCAGGAUCUAGAUGUUCCCCGGAAUGCCCCUCUCCAGUUAAGCCUCUGCAUAGCCAGAGCUGCUCCCACCUAGUCAUAGCCAGAGACACUCACUGUAGCCUGCCCUUACCCAGCCCUUCCCUCACCAGGGUUCCUUCCUGCCAUAUAAAACCCUCCUGGGUCCUCCAUAGCUGCCUCGUGGCCCCCACGGUCCCACAGCUCCUCCUUUUAUGAUGGCUACUGCUAAGCUUCCUAGAAAUUCCUCAGUGCCCUUAGAGAGGAUGGGGCCCAUUUGUGGAGCUAUACGCCUAAGUCUGCCCCUUGAGUUGACAAACUGCUCAGUUAUUGAGCUGCCUGGCCAGCUCCGUCUGUGCCAAGGAAAUGGAUGGUACCAUCUCCAGAAACAGCAGAGAAGGUAGGUAGGUCUCAGGGAAAUGACAGGGACUCCUCAGUGGGUGAUCUUAGGGCAAACCCUGGGAGUCCUUGAGCUCCACAUAUCAGGAACUCUCCUUCACUGAGAAAACAAGGCAGGACAAUUGAGGAACUUUUCGGCCAAGAGUGUGGAGUUCAGACAUAACUACAAUGUGUUUUCUUAUGUAGUUCUUAACAACAAAAAACAGAGUUAAACCAGGGGUUUGAGGUGCUUGGUCUCCACCUGGUGGCCAUCCGUGGUAUUACAGCGCUAAGCACACUCCACAGAGGAUUCCAAGGACGGAGAGACUAGGAAAGGUGUGUUUUCUGAGCUCUGGAAAGAAUUGCUCACAGUACUUGGAGGUGACUGUGACAUUUCUGAACUUUGUGUACAUUUUACUUAAUCCUUACUACAAGAUACCAUUUUAAAAGACUUGCUAUGUAUUGUAAUGCUAAAUUCUGUACCCAAAGGUCUACGGGCUUUUGUUGUGCAAACCUUCCUUAAUUUAAAACUAUUGUUUAAAUUAAAAUAGUCACAGUCAAUUACUAGAGGGAUUAGAGGUAGGAGGGGUUUUUGUUUGGUUGGUUUUUGGUUUGUUUGUUUGUUUGGUUUGGUUUUUUGAGACAGGGUUUCUCUGUGUAGCCCUGGCUGUCCUGGAACUCACUCUUUAGACCAGGCUGGCCUCAAACUCAGAAAUCCACCUGCUUCUGCCUCCCAAGUGCUGGGAUUACAGGCGUGCACCACCACUCGGCAGAUUAGAGGAUUUUGAGUUACCUGAUUGGGAGUUGCAGAUAUCGGAGAGGGGAGAUGGACCAUGAGCACGUAGCCUAGAGAAAAAGCAAGUAUGUGGGACACACUGCUGGGGAGGUAGCCAGGCCAGCAGUUAGGAAAGUAGAUUUGGGUUCAGCGGGUAAGAGCACCGACUGCUCUUCCGAAAGUCAAAUUCCAGAACCCACAUGCUGGUUCACAACCAACUGUCAUGGGAUCCCAUGCCCUCUUCUGGUGUCUGAAGACAGUUACAGUCUACUCACAUAAUAAACAAACAAACAAAUAAAUAAAUAAAUAAAUAACUA